AUUUCUUCAAGCAAUUUGGGUCAACAUCUGGAUGGGAUAGCAUUCGUCGUGCAGCGCCGGGCUUUCUAUCGCUCAUUUCCGCAUUUCGAAGAGGAACCCAAGCGGCAUUCCGCACUCAGCAGUGACCAACACUCUCGUGCUCUGCCUUCCACUUCGUCAUGGCCCGUCCAGUCGGCUCCGUGCGGCUGCGCUGGAUCAUCGUACUGCUGGCCGCGGGCGUCAUCUUCGUGCUGUCCGACGUGCUCUUCACGUGGCGUCAGCUCACCACAUCAGCCUGGUCCGCUGACACAUCCUCGUCCUCGCCGCGUCCAGUCCGCAGCGGCGAUAGUAGAGCCAAUUCGGCCACCAUUCAGGCCAUUUACGAUGCUGUAGCCAAGGCCAACGACUCAGCAGACGUACAGAAACUCACACAGUACGUGGAUCGCCUAAGCGAGAGCGAAGCUACCGAUCUAUUGCGCAAAAUCGACCCACAAGCCACGACCACGGCCACCUCUGCCAUUACUGCAGCUAAAGCGGCGGCCUUAGUACCUCCUGUGACAGUAUCAGAGGACGAGAAGGAUGAUGAUACGCUGAGGAUGGAGACAGAACAGCUUAAAGCCCAAGAAGCGGAGAACAUGAAGGAAGAGAACCGCAUUAAGACGCUCGAGUCGCAGCUGCUCCAUUCGCUGCACAAUCUGACGCAAAAGACGACAGAACCACGUGGUAUUGUGUUGCCCUUGUACGACGAUCUAGUGCCGUUAGGACUGUCCUUGAUCAUGGAGCUCCGGUCUCUAGGAGUCACGCUGCCUGUGGAGAUCCCGCACUGCGGAGACUUGAACCCGAAACUUACUGCGACGAUUGAGAAGAAGAGCAAGCAAUUGGGACAGAUCUACGUGUAUAAUGCGUGCGAAUUAGCAGCCAAUGAGAAGAGUCUCCUGGACGCCAGCAAGCCAGUCUUCUGCAAAGAUCUGGACGAGUGCCACAAGAAAUUCCGUACGUUUGAUAUCAAGGUACUCGGGCUGGUUUACUCGCGAUUCGAAGAGUUGAUGCUCGUGGACGCUGAUGCGCUAAUGAUGCAGAGCCCCAUGUCGCUAUGGGAGACCGAAAAAUACCACAAGACUGGCACCUUGUUCUUCAACGACAGGAUCAGCCAGACUAACACGUCGUUGGGUUACCGUCCAGCGUCACGACUGCACUCCAAUGAUCUCCGUCACUAUCUGUCUAAUGCCGAUGUGAGCGUCUUCCGGCAGCUACCGACGAUUCAACGUGAGAAGGCGACAACAGCGAAUGACGUGGCGUUACCCUUUGAACCGAGCGAUAUCCUGCUUAACAGCCACGCGUGGAAUGGACGGAGCGGCCACCAGAUGGACUCGUCGCUGUUGCUCUGGAGCAAGAAGCGACAGCCUCGUGCGACGGCUGUGCUGGCCUCGUUCAUCUCGCUCAACGACGUUGGUCGCCCCCCUUCGUAUGGGGACAAAGAGCUCUUCUUCGUGGCUUGUGAGCUUGCUGAGACGCAGUACAGUUUCUCGGAUUUUGGUGUCGGUGCUGCUGGAAGCGACUUUAAGGACCAUGGAGAGGGCAAGUCGAUUAUUUGCGGCCAGUCAGCGCAGUUCUACCCAGUAAAAUCUCCGGACGAGAGCAAUGUGGGUCUGCUCUAUCUGAACUCGGAUGCGAUCAUGGAAUACAAACCCAAGACCCAGCCCAUGUUUUACUCCAAGGCUCGAGCUGCGGACGUUUAUCCUGGCUCAUUUAGCGACUGGGAGUUGCCGCAGGACUGUCCAUUUGAUGUGACCGGUGUACCGUUCUCAGAUCUGAAUGCUCAGCGUAUUCUGAUGCGUCAACGGCUCCACGACAUUGCAGUUGAAUGGGAACGCAAUGCGUUGAUGAGUGAGAACGAGAGUGAACAGACUCAAGCUGACGCUGCCGUCAACACGAAGCUUGAUGUACUCUUGAAGCAAUUAUCCGAUGGCACGCCAUUCGAGGAGAUCAAUGCUGCACCCCGAACUGAACCUGUCGCUGUUACUCCCGCGUCGACAACGCCAGAGCCCCAAGCAGUUCAGCAGGCGAACAAAUGGGCUGAGUUUAUGAAGACUGCGAGAGAACGAGCCGAUCUUGAGAAGCAAAUGGAGACGAGAUUGAUCCACUCAUUGAACACGCUGAGCCAGAAAACUAGUAUGCCGCGGGGCAUCGUACUCCCGCUGUAUGACAAGAUCACGACGCUCGGUGUUUCUCUGGUUUUGCAGCUGCGGUCACUAGGCGUGGAUCUGCCUAUUGAGAUCCCACACUGCGGUGAUUUCGAUGAGGCGUACGGAGAAGCGAUCAUGAAGAAGACGGAGCAGCUGGGUGAAGUCUACGUGUACAACGCAUGCAAGCUUGCUGUGACUGCUAAGAGUCUGUUGGAUCCUAGUAAGCAGUUGUUCUGCAAGGAUCUGGACAACUGCCACCGUCGCUUCCGAAACUUCGCCAUUAAAGUGCUUGGCGUGGUCUAUUCGCGCUUCGAAGAGAUCAUGCUGAUGGAUGCAGACGCAUUACUGUUCCAAUCCCCGAUGCCGCUGUGGGACACGAACAAGUAUCAAACGACGGGCACGCUGUUCUUUAACGACCGGAUUGCUGAGGCGAACUUUUCCAUGGGUCUCGGCUACAAACCAGCAAACCGCCCGAACAUCAUGGCAAUCGAAGACUAUUUAUCCAAGGCUGAUGUAGAUCUCUUUCGGAACAUUCCGACCCUGCCACGGCCUAAUGCAUCAGCGGAGCUUAUCGCCGCUGACAAAUCGACUGUGACGCUGCACUUUCAGCCGAGCGAGGGGCUUCUUAAGAGCCAUCCGUGGAAUGGCCGUAGCGCCCACAGAGUUGAUUCCUCGAUAUUGUUGUGGAACAAGAAGCGACAGCCACGCGCCACCGCUAUCUUGGCUUCAAUUAUCUCGCUCAAUGAUGUGCCACGUCCUCCGUCUUAUGGUGACAAGGAGUUCUUUUUUGUGGCGUGUGAACUCGCAGAGUCGCAGUAUGCAUUUUCGGAUUUCGCCACUGGUUCUGCAGGCCCAGAUUUCCGGAACAAGGGCGAGAACAAGUCGAUUAUUUGUGGCAGUGCAGCGCAUCACUUCCCUGAGAAGUCGGAGAGCACUCCGAUCCAAGAAGUGAGUCUGCUAUACAUGAACACAGACUAUAUUAUGAGAUACAAACCGAAGAAGUCGCCCAUGUAUUACUCUGCUGCCCGCCCACGCGAUUUCUUCCCCGGUACGUUUGAAGAGCGGAAGUUGCUGAUGAUGUGCCCAUUCGACAUCACCGGCGUCAAGUUCUCGGACGCCGAGGUCCAACAGAUCUACCAGCGUCAGCACUUUUUCGACAUCGCCAAGGACUGGGAGGACGAUUUCAAGGAACCUGCUGGUGCUGAGCGGGAGGCAGCAGAAACGUUAACCAACGAGAAACUCGAGGUUCUCAUGGAUCAGAUAAAGAACGGCCCUCCGCUCGAAGACGCCACCGAUCCGCCUAAGGAUCCAGACAAAGAGGCUCAAGAAAAGAAGGCUGUGGAGUUGCAAGCGAAGGCAGAUCAGCUUCGAGAACAGGAGAAGCAGCUUGUCCAUACGCUCAACCAGAUAGCGCAGCAGACGACGGUGAAGCGCGGUAUUGUGAUUCCAGUGUACGAUGGCAUCAUCAAAUUGGCUAUCUCGCUGGUAUUGGAGCUCCGCACUAUUGGCAUUAACGAACCCAUCGAGAUGCCGCAUUGUGGUGACCUGGAUGAGGACGCUCAGAAAAUGUAUCAGACGAAGCAACAACUGGGCACGAUCUGGUUCUACAACGUCUGUGCCAAGGCUGAACGAGCUACGAGCGUCAUGGACUCGUCCCGGAAGGUUUUCUGCGAGAAGAUUGAGGACUGCCACGCCAAAUUCCGCGGCUUCAUCAUCAAGCCGCUCGCUGUGACGUUCUCAAGAUUCGAGGAGAUCAUGAUGAUCGAUGCCGAUACGACGUUCUUCGUGAGUCCUGCGAAGCUCUGGUACUCUGAAAAAUACAACAAAACAGGCAACUUCUUGAUGCACGACCGCAUCAGUCAUGAGAUUUGGUUUAUGGCUGAACGAGUACCCGGGAAGCCUGAUGUAUCGGUGGAGCAGAACUACUUCGCAACGUUCGAUGUCAAGCCAUUCCGAUCGCUGUCUACCCUUGAACGCCCCAAGGCUACAGUGGAAAACAAAACGCCCGUCAAGUUAAACUUUGAGCCAAGCGACUUUCUGCUGAGUAGCCAUUCGUUCAAUCUCCGUGCAGGCCAUCAAGUGGACUCCUCUCUGGUGUUGUGGAAUAAAAAGCGACAACCACGUGCUACUGCGAUCCUGGCGUCUUUCAUUGCGCUGAACGACAUUCCCGCACCUCCGUCUUACGGUGACAAGGAGUUCUUCUUUUACGCCAGUGAACUGGCCGAGACGCAGUAUUCCUUCUCUGAUCACGCUAUUGGUGCUGUUGGUACCAAGCUCAUUGAUGGCGGUCCCAAGAACUCAACACUGUGUGGUGACAUGGCUCAGGUUUUCCCAAUUCAUCAAGACGGCGUGCCAGAUGAUGAUGUGCCUCUGUUCUACUUCAAUAGUGACCGGAUACUGUGGUUCAGACCCAAAACGGAGCCUGUAUACUACAUGAAGGCACGGCCGUGGGAAUUCUACCCUGGUCCGUUUGGGGAGCGGAAGCAGGAGUGUCCGUUUGGUAUCACAGCCGGGAAGCUGUCUGCAGAGGAGGAAAGACACUUGGCGGGGCGACAGCAUAUCUACGAAGCGGUGGACGCUUGGCAUCGCGUUGGAAAAGAGAAGCCGGCCAACUUGGAUGAGCAGAACUUGGCAAUUGAUGGAGUUCUACGCAAGGUGAUCGCCGAGAUGCAAGGCAAGAGUUCAGCUGAUGUGGCUCCCGAUCCACCUCGAGAGAGCAAGCAAGACAAUCAAAUUGAACGGACGACCGAGAUGAUGGAGAGGCAACUGGUGUACACGUUAAGCCAGAUCACGCAGCGGAUGACUAUUAAGCGAGGCAUUGUGAUGCCGCUUUACGAGCCUAUUGCUCGCCUCGGCUUCUCGCUAAUCCUCGAAUUGCGUGCUAUGGGCAUCACUUUACCCAUUGAAGUGCCGCAUUGCACUGACCUCAAGCCUGAGACUGUGGAACUGAUCCGUACGAAGAAGGAGCUUGGUGAAAUUCGCGCCUACGAUGUCUGCGAGUUGGCUGCAAGUGCCAAGAGUGUCACGAAUGCUUCCCGACCAGUGUUCUGUGACGAUAUUGACGGCUGUCGCACCAAGUUCCGGUCGUUUAUGAUCAAGCCGCUUGCCGUUAGUUACUCGCAGUUUGAAGAGAUCCUGAUGCUGGAUGCCGACACGACGUUCUUUGUCAACCCGACUGUCUUGUUCGACUCGGAGAAAUUCAAGACCACGGGAAAUCUCUUGAUGCACGACCGUAUCAGUCACGACUGGUGGUUCAUGGCCGAACGCGCGUCAAAAAAGCCUGACAUCUCAGUGGAGCAGAAAUACUUCGCCAACUUUGACGUCACGCCAUUCAGACCGCUGCCCACACAUGCACGUCCCAAGGCUACGGUGGAAAACAAGACGCCCGUCAAGCUAAACUUCGAGCCGAGUGACUUUUUGCUAAGCAGCCACUCGUUCAACCUUCGAUCAGGUCACCAAGUUGACUCGUCUCUGGUCAUGUGGAACAAGAAGCGUCAGCCUCGCGCGACAGCCAUCCUGGCCUCGUUCGUAGCACAGAACGACAUCGCGUCACCUCCGUCUUACGGCGACAAGGAAUUGUUCUUCUACGCAAACGAAUUAGCUGAGACGCAGUAUUCUUUCUCGGACCACGCCAUCGGAGCUGUUGGAACCAAGGUUGAGGAUGGCGGUCCCAAGAACUCGACGCUGUGUGGCGACAUGGCUCAAGUCUUCCCGAUCCACCAAGACGGGGUACCGGACGACAACGUCCCCUUGUUCUACCUCAACAGCGAUCGCAUUCUACACUUCAAGCCAGAUGUGGAGCCUGUGUAUUAUAUGAAGGCGCGGCCGUGGGCGCUCUACCCUGGAGCCUUCGGCAAGCGACCACAGGAAUGCCCAUUUAACAUCACGGUCGGAAGGUUCGAAGAGUUCCAUAUCAACCACCUGGCCGAGCGACGGAAGCUCUGGGAGCAAGUCAAGGCGUGGUAAACGAUAGAGUAUGUUAUAUGUGUUGCAACGCGUACGCCCAUCACAUUAAAGGGCAUUAAAGCGGAGAUCUGCCCGCAAACUUUGCAGUUCAACACGUCGACUUUCAUCUAGUGUGCA
Molecule: messenger RNA, 6248 nt
Organism: Phytophthora nicotianae INRA-310
Lineage: Eukaryota; Oomycota; Peronosporomycetes; Peronosporales; Peronosporaceae
Exons: 1
Coding region: 159-6131 (1990 amino acids)
Biological process (GO): protein O-linked glycosylation
Cellular component (GO): Golgi apparatus
Molecular function (GO): alpha-1,3-mannosyltransferase activity
Source: RefSeq, a predicted model, not a curated record